AUGAGCACGAAAAUAUUCAAGAUACUUUCUGAGUUGGCUUCUUUGAAUUCGCCUCAAUUGAUAUACAGUUAUAGAAUUCGUCCCCUAUACAGAUUUGGAUCUCUAAGUUUAUCUGCAGUGCUUCUCACGUAUGGGGUUUCGUUUCUGGAUGUUUUCAAGCUAUCUGCCACUCAACGUUACAGAGAAAGUGCCUCUAAUGAGAAGAGUAAUGUUUGGUUAAUACUGAAAACAUUUGGUCCUAUACCAUUGGCAGCACUCCCCUUCAUACUUUCAGCUGGUACCCUAUACAUCUUUUCCAGGGUCGUGACUGGAGUUACAUACAUCCCACAUACGAAUAAACCACCGAGCUGUGAACUGACAAGAAGGUCUGCAUUAUUUGCACGGCCGAUACGAGAGGUUCGACAAUUGGGCCAUAUAACAAGGGCUAAAAAUGUCAAAAUUUAUACAGGUCAGGGCCCCCAGGGAAUAGAUGAUAAGGCAACAUUUUCGUUUUUUUUAAUCGACAGAAGUCCCAAUUUGAAGAAUUUCUUUAGUAGGUUUUACAUUCUUCCUCGUUCAGGUUCAGUCUGGAAAUCAGAUGGAAGGUUGUUAGUAGCUCUGUUUGGAGAAGAUGGUUCAGAGAAGGGUGAUGUUGCUGCUCGAAAAAUGGAUCAUAAAAGUAACGAAAUAAUAUUCGAAGAAGUACGUAAACUGAAUGGGAAGAAAACCUUAUUUCAUACUCACUCCAAGAAAAAACCUACAGCAGUUAAAAAUAUUGUAAAUAAACUUGUAAAUAAAUAA
This is a messenger RNA of Kazachstania africana CBS 2517, 780 nucleotides long. It is a transcript of the gene MRX15, whose product is annotated as Mrx15p. Bases 1 to 780 code for a protein of 259 amino acids. The transcript has a single exon. The record is from RefSeq and is a predicted model, not a curated record. Lineage: Eukaryota; Fungi; Ascomycota; Saccharomycetes; Saccharomycetales; Saccharomycetaceae.